This is a messenger RNA of Archocentrus centrarchus (flier cichlid), 4562 nucleotides long. RefSeq names its product G protein-coupled receptor 61 (gene gpr61). The record is from RefSeq and is a predicted model, not a curated record. Lineage: Eukaryota; Metazoa; Chordata; Actinopteri; Cichliformes; Cichlidae. Gene Ontology annotation, molecular function: G protein-coupled receptor activity. Gene Ontology annotation, cellular component: signaling receptor complex; plasma membrane; endosome. Gene Ontology annotation, biological process: G protein-coupled receptor signaling pathway. Bases 583 to 1986 code for a protein of 467 amino acids. The transcript is spliced from 2 exons.
UUCUGCUCUGCCUCUCCUCCUGGACCAAAGACCUUGCUAUAAGAGAUCCGGAGGACGGAGGUGUGCCUUGUGUAUUUGAAGAGGAGGGGGUGGGGGCGGACAUGAUGAUGACGAGAUGAAAGGGGCCAGGUGAGGAGGAGACACAGGAGAACCCCUUCUCCCUUUCUUUUGCUCUCUGUCUCUCUCUCUCUCUCUCUCUGUGACGUGGUGUGUGCAUGUUUGCUGUGUGUGAGGGAGCGAGAGAGAGAGAGAGAGAGAGAGAGAGAGAGAGUGAAACAUGCUUCAGCAGACUGGACUGUGAACCUGCACUGGAGGAAGCAGCCCUUUCCAGAUUUGAGCUCUUUUGAACUGUACGGCAUGUUGGAGAGAGGACGUCGUCAGUAAAAGUUUUAUUCAAGAAAACAGUUGACUGAUCAUCUGCAGAGCUCCAGGCUAAAAUCCAUGGGGGUCAGGGCCUGUAGGGUUCCAGCUGCCAUGACAGAAACCACUGCCUGAGCUUCUCAGUUACACCCUACGAAAGGGGAGGAUGGGUGAUGGGCCUGUGAAAUUCAGCGGACUCUCUCCUCUUUAUCCCAUCCUCUCAUGGAGCGUCCUGUCACACCAAGCCCAUCCUGGAACACUCCUGUCUCCCUGUUUCCACCCUCGCUGCAGCCAAACACCUCUAAUGUCACCUCACCCACGACAAGCAUCCCAGGUGGGGUAGAUUUGAAUCGGUCCUUGGCAUUGUGUGCUAUGCUCAUUAUGAAUGUGCUAGCAGUGGUGGGUAAUUUGGCUGUGAUUAUUGUCAUCACCAAAACACCGCAGCUGCGCAAGUUUGCCUUCGUGUUCCACCUCUGUCUGGUGGAUCUGGUGGCAGCGCUGGUAUUGAUGCCCCUGGGGAUGCUGUCAGAUCAAAUCCUGGUGGAUGAGGCGCUAUGUCGGAGCUACCUCUGCUUGAGUGUAUGUCUAGUGAGCGCUGCCAUCCUCACCAUAUGUGCGAUCAAUGUGGAGCGGUAUUACUACAUUGUCCACCCCAUGCGUCACGAAGUAAAAAUGACAGUGGGGGUGGUGGUGAUGGUACUAGUUGGAAUCUGGAUUAAAGCUGUUGUCAUGUCGGUACUGCCACUCCUGGGACGUCUGCUCCAGGGAAACCAGGGUCUGGGGGCGUCUUCGCUCGGCCUUCCCACUCAGAGACACUGCUCCCUCCACUGGACAGGUGGCAGGAUCACAUGCCUGCUUUUCAUGGUUUUCUUUACCGUAAUCUAUUUUCUGUGCCCUAUGCUGAUCAUACUGGUGGUCUACUGCAACAUGUUCAAGGUGGCCCGAGUAGCAGCCAUGCAGCAUGGCCCCCUCCCUACUUGGAUGGACACACCACGACAGCGAUCCGAGUCUGUAAGCAGCCAUUCGACCAUGGCGGCGAGCCUGGGAGGAACUGGUUCCCGCACCACCCCUCAACGGACUUUCAGUGGUGGGAAGGCUGCAGUGGUUCUGGUGGCAGUGGGAGGCCAGUUCUUCUGCUGUUGGCUGCCAUAUUUUUUGUUCCAUCUUUACUCAGCUGUAGUGUCUACCUCUCCUGCCUCACUAGCCCAGCUGGAGAAUGUGGUCACAUGGAUUGGCUAUUUCUGCUUCACAUCCAAUCCCUUCUUCUAUGGUUGCCUGAACCGGCAGAUUCGCGAGGAGCUGAGCCGCCACUUGGCUUGCCUUUUCAAGCGGGCUGGGCUCAGUGAAGGGGAGCAGCUGCCCAGCCGUGAGGCCUCUAUUGAGGAAAACUUUUUGCAGUUCCUUCAGGGCACUGGAUGCAAUCUGGAGCCCUGCAACUCUCACAGCAGAGCCAGCCCAGAGUUGCCGGAGAGUGAGGAUCGUCAGGAAUCAGCUGUUCAGCAGCACAUGCCAGCUGACUUCCACAUCCCAGGGCAGAUCCUUGAGGAAACCUCGGAGUUCAUACAGCAGCAACAACUGAACAAUGAGCUCCAUGUAUUAGAGAACUGCUGCAAAACUGUACCAUAGCUGUAGCUGCCUCAUGUACUGACUCUUCUGCCAUCUAACAAGCCAACAAAUAUAUUUAGUUUUAUUCAUAUUUUUUAGAAUUUGUGAGUCGAUACAUCUCUAGUUGAUGCUACAAAGUGCUUUUAAGCUAAAAACCAGUGAACUAUAAACUUUGUAUCUUCUUUGAAGAGUUUAAGUUAUGUAGCUUUUCAUUGAAAGACAAACUUCAGUAUAUCUUGUUCUUCAAUUUAUUUAUAUCCCAACAGUCGAUGCACUGUAGCGUUACAUGGUUUAAGAGCCAUACGGUGUCAGCCUGCUUCUGUGUCAUAUCAGUGGAUGGACACUGAGCCCUUGUUGUGCUUAUCACAGUCCACUGAAGUGACAAAUGUCACAUAAACAUAAGAAGUGUGGAAACUUUGUGAGAGUAAUUGUCACAGUUUUCACAGUUUUCAUUACAAAAGAACUUUUCAGUUCUUUUAGUUUUGAUAUGCAUUCCUUCAUUACGUCUCUCAUUCAUUCCUCAUUUAAAUUUGGAUUCCCCAUCGAAUAUGCAAAGAUAACAUACAAUAUAACGUUUAUAAUAGCACACAAUUAUAUCAGCUUCUCUGUCCUACCAUAUGAAUUUUCAUCCUCCCAGUUAUUGCUUAAACUGAAUUCAUCAAGAGCUGAAACUGUUCUCUUACUGUUGUGUUUUCAGACUUUAAUAAAAAAAAAAAGAAAAAGCCCUUGACAAUCAGUUUAAAGUUUUACUGCUGGUAAAACCAAAACAGAUGCAGAUGAUUCAACCGACACUUUCAUCAUUAAAAGAAAACACACCAUCCCAGCACUACCACGCACGCCAAGAAAGUGUUUGCAGCACUGCCCGUUUGUUUAAGUAAAGAUUUUUCAUUGCUGUAGCUGCCACUGCCGGUUUGUUUAGUGAAUAAAGAAUCUGUUUUUAUCAUGUAUUUAUUCCACUUGCACAUCUCAUUACACCAAGGAAUUAAUGCAAAAAUGUUCCUCCAUAUAGAGUUUAAAAUAUUCAUUGCGUUGAGCAGGAUCAUUUCACAGCUGUUACUGCUCCCGGUAUUUAUAAUAAACAGGCCAACAGAGUAUUUUUAACCAUUUUCUAGGAACGUUAUUAUCGUGUUUAUCUGUUCUUAGUCUUGUGAUUAUCACCUCCUCACCAAAAUCAUCUCACAUUGGUAGACUCGUGAUUGCCCCCUGCCCCCCUCCUCUCCACCCCCACUCAAAGAACGGCUUUAAUUGUUUUGAUAGAGGUGAUGUUAAGGAUUUAAGCUUUAAAAAAAAAAAAAAAAAAAAAAAAAAACUGACUGCAGCAUUAAAACUGUCGAAAUGCGGCUCAGUAUGAACAGAUUCAUACACCAGUACCAAUCGUGGCGUUUGUACUGUUUACAGGUAAACACAGGAGCAGUGUGAGUGCUCUCGUGUUUGUGCAAUAAACAACCAGGCUUGUUGUGGCUACAUACAGCAGCACAGGUGUGGCAGCGCUUACACAUGGAAAGCUUUACCACUGGCCUCAUUUAACAAAAGAUGGAAAACACUGGUGAUACUUUUUCUGAUCUCAGGUGGAAUACAAACUGUUUGCACAAGUCACACGAGAAGUGACAAAUGUUCCAAAGAAAAUUACAAGGCACAAAUCUCCUGCAAAACACUUUUUCUAAAAAAAAAUAAAAAACUUCCUAUCUACUGCUGCCUUCAUCUAUUUUGGACUGCCUUAUACCGGACGGCUGGUAUGAUCACAAGACACUAAACACAAGGCGCACAGGAGAAGGUUCAUAGUUUGCUGGGAGUCAGAAAAAAAAAGGUCCCUUUGUCGGGGGAAGAUACAAUGUUCUUAAUUUUCUUGUGAUGUGACUGUGUUGCAUGCUGUUAGUCAGGCAGGCUUGCCCUAUCAGCUUCUUUUAAAAUGCUUAAGUGCACCAACAUGAAGCCCUACUUUAAAGUCAGUAACAGCAGUGAGGAGUGAUAAUGUAAAAUCACUGCCAUGAUGCUCAGAUUUCUUCUGUGUUUAUUUAUUUGUGAUUAAUUAUCCACUGACAGGCUACUAAAACUACAGAAUGCAAAACUAUUACACAAUUUAUGUGAAUUUUUUUUUUUUCACUUGCACUGCUGAACAGGGGUUUAAUCUUUUUGGAUAAUCUGAGCUUUUUUUUUUUCUGUUGAGCAUUAUUUUAUUAUUUUUAUGAGACAAUGCCGUAAUAAAUUCAGCGAUAUUUCCCUCAGUCUGGGUCAUUACAAAACCCCUAAUGCUGAGAGUACAUCAAUCCACCAUUCAGUCAUCUGGUUUCCAUUACUCUAGUGGCAAAAUCACCCAGACCAAUCGCAUUAAAUGCUUUAAGCUCUCUUUCUCUGACCAUCUGUUGAUUGUGAUGAUAGCGAAACCUGUUCUGAAGGUGAACUGCAGAUCAUAUUCUUACCUUCAGGAGAAUUCUGGACAUCAUUAAACACAGUUUAGUUUGUAAAUCGUCAGUCCAGUGGAGAUGUUGUCCAUGUUCCUCUCUGUUUCUUUUUUUGUACAUGACCUGAAAAGGCAGAUCCUAUUUUUCAUUCUUUUGUUUGUCUUUGUGUUAAGAUUCUCCAGUGUAUUCCCCUCA